AUGCUGCACUUUAUAUCUCUAGAGAAUGACGAUGUCAUGAAGGAACUGCAUCAUGCUGCUGGAGAUCCUCAAACUGUGUACCUUGACUUCAACGCAACAACACCUGUAGCUCCAGAGGUAUUAGAGGCUAUUCAUCAUGCCCUUAAAGAUUGUUGGGGGAAUCCAAGUAGUUCCCAUCAUUACGGCAUCAAAGCAAAGAAGGUUAUUGACGAAGCCAGAACUAACGUAGCAAGAAUGAUUAAUUUGGACGAUGCAUCUGGAAUUAAAACUUGCCAAUGGAAGCGAGUGUCAGAAUUUUUACUAACCAAAUUAUGUAUUAUUAUGAUAUUGAUCAAAUUAGAUAUCCUUUUUACAUCGGGCGGAACAGAGGCCAAUAACAUGGUUAUAAGAUCUGUUACUACACAUUAUUCCAGACUUUGCAAAGAAUCUGAUGAUCUACCGCAUAUAAUUACCUCUAAUAUGGAACAUGACUCUGUCAAAUUAGUGCUGGAAAAACUAGCAAAUGAAAAUAUCCUCGGUAUAAUGCCAAUAGAAAUUAACUAA
Trichoplax adhaerens is the source of this 543-nucleotide messenger RNA. RefSeq lists its product as uncharacterized. Bases 1 to 543 code for a protein of 180 amino acids. The record is from RefSeq and is a predicted model, not a curated record. The transcript has 5 exons. Lineage: Eukaryota; Metazoa; Placozoa; Uniplacotomia; Trichoplacea; Trichoplacidae.